Molecule: messenger RNA, 1890 nt
Organism: Eriocheir sinensis (Chinese mitten crab)
Lineage: Eukaryota; Metazoa; Arthropoda; Malacostraca; Decapoda; Varunidae
Gene: CNPYb
Product: protein canopy 4-like
Exons: 6
Coding region: 285-953 (222 amino acids)
Source: RefSeq, a predicted model, not a curated record
AGUAUUGUGAUAACCAAGACCCAGACCGUUGGAGGGAGGAGGAGUGUCAACACGUCAUCUCAACUCAACACGCUCGCGUCCCGCGAACACCCCGUGGCUCUCUCUCCCCCAGGCCGCCCAGACACCCGAGACAAGGCCAACACAUGGAACACUAGACAACACACAGGUGCAGGAGGUUCAGGGGAGGUGACGAGUGAGAGAGCCAACACACACACAGGCCAGGUGUGCGCCAGGGCCUUGCCAGUACAUGAGGUGCCGGUGCUGUGUUCUGCGGGCCGUCCACCAUGGAGCUGAGGUUACACUUGUUAGUCCUGGUGUGGAUGUGUGUGGGUGCCCUGGCCAAGAAGAACAUUGAGGAGGAGGAGUAUGGGGUGAGGUACGCCACUGACUGUGAAGUGUGCAAGCUGGUGACCAAGGAGGUGGGUGAGCGUCUGCAGGCCAAGGACUCGUCGGGGGUCAUUGAGAUGGGCUACAGCAUGGAUACCAAGAAGAAGAAAACCAAGUACAACAAAUCGGAGCUGCGCCUGGUGGAGACCCUGGAGGAGGUGUGCCGGGGUAUGAUGGACUACCGCAUCCACAAGGAGCGCACGGACUCCACGCGCUGGGCCAAGAAGAUGAGCCAGACCUUCCAGACCCUGCAUAACCUGGUGAACAAGGGUGUGAAGGUGGACCUGGGCAUCCCCAUGGACCUGUGGGACGAGCCCUCUGCGGAAGUGGCACACCUCAAGACACAGUGUGAGGGCUUCGUGGAGGACAACGAGGAGGUCAUCAGCGACUGGUACUUUGGGGACCAGGGCGACACGCUGCAGGAGGCGGUGUGCUCCCAGGUGCUGCGGGAACGCCAGUGCCUCACCGAGCCCUACGGGGAGGAUGUCAAGUCUCCCCCGUCGCCCAAGGGUCAGGGUGCCAAGGGGGACUCUGCCCGGACUGCCUCGGAGAAGGAUGAGUUCUAGUGACCGUGGGUGUGAAGGGAUGUGUUUGUGUGUGUGAAGGGAUGUGUUUGUGUGUGUGAAGGGAUGUGUUUGUAUGUGUGAAGGGAUGUGUUUGUAUGUGUGAAGGGAUGUGUUUGUGUGUGAGGGGAUGUGUUUGUGUGUGUGUGUGUGUGUGUGUGUGUGAGAAAGAAAGAAAAAUGGAGAGAAGUGAAGAGAUUGGAUAGGAUGGGAUACGAAGAGAAGGGAAGGAAAGGAAAGAGAGAGAAGGGAAGAGAGAGAGAGAGAGAGAGAGAGAGCAAGGUCAUAAAGCAGCAUUAGGUUUUAUACUGUCAAUGUUUUCUUAUAUGUAUAGUUUGCAAGUGUCUUUAAAAUCAUUCAUUGCUCAUCAUGGGAAGGCAGAUUAAUGAUAAUGGUAAUGAUAAGGAGGAGGAGGAGGAGGAGGAGGAAAAGAUAUACUAGUGUUUGUGUGUGUGUGUGUGUGUGUUACCAAUGGAUGCUGUUACAAGGUGCCACAAAUACAGAUAGAUAGAAAGAUAGAUUAGUUGAUUGAUAGAGAGAUAGACAGAUAGUUACAUCGAUAAACUGAUAGAUAAUUUUACUGUCUACCAAGAUGCAUGGAAAGAAUAAGUUACAUAAAUAUCUCUCAUGUGGACCAGAAUUUUGUAAUACUCAAUAACUGACAAAAGUAUCAAGUGUGUCUAGAGUCUGCUUCUGUCCUUUUUCUUCUCCUAAAAAAGUCUUCUUUACUUUAAAAUGCUACACUCUUUAUAUACUAUGUUCAGAGUAAGGAUGUCUUGCUACACUUUUGACAAACUAAAGUCAGAGUGAGGACGUACCUUAUGAAUGCUGCACUCUUGACCUGUUCCCGUCAGAGUGAGGAUCUAAGAAUAAAAUGCUACACCUUCCUUUAAAAUAAAAGAUGAGAAUUAGCUAAAUAAAAUGCUUCACUUUACUUUAA